UGCUUCCUGCAACAUUACGGCAACAAACAAGCAUUGGCAACUGAAGAUCCAUUUAGUCAAUCGUCUCACUGCCGCUAUCCAUCCAACCUAUACCCGUUUCACUUCCCAAUUUCUUUCUUUUUUUCCUUCUCUUCUCUCAAUUCUACACAACAGACCUAUUAUGCCAACCGCCGCUGUACUCAACCCACAUCCACAUCCCUUUACUCAACAUCUUCCCAUCGACGCACCUUUACAGCACAUCAGUGAGCCCCUCGUCGCCCCCGCGAUGCCUCACGCCCACGAGACGAAGCCCCUCUGGCUCGUCCAGCCACGCCUCGACGCCGGCGAGUACCGCGACAAGCUCAUCGGCAGCGUCGUCAAAUACCCAGACCUCCCCACCGAGCGCCACAUCCCCUACCGCGAGGGCACAAAGAUGCCCCGAGAACUGGUCCCCAGCCUCGACCCCAAGCCGGUGCAGGUCCGCGACGUAAAGUUCUGGACACGGCGUAUCAAGGACGCCGGCGUCUCGGCGAAGCUCAAUGAGAUUCUCGAUGCGUUUGUUGAUAGGGCAAAGGAGGAUACCAGCGAGAAGAUGGCCACUGUGGCGCGGGUGUGGCAUAUGGAUUCGCCGGGCGAGAAGUUCAAGCAGCUCUUGAAGAACACGCAGUAUUUCGAGGAGUUGUUCGACCUAUUACGGGAGAACCACGGGCAAGGCUACUUCAUCACCGACAUUGUCACCCUCACAAAUAUGGAAAUCAGCGAUUCCUCAGGCCGCACAUCGGGUGUUGGCGCAGAAAUAAAGGUCCCCGUGCCGGAUCCCAGCUUCAACCUCAAUGUCGGUGCCGGCGGCCGCUUCCAAGUCCAUCGCGAGAAGGGAUACUCUGCGUGUUAUGAAGAAGAGACUAUCAUCUUCCUCGGAUACCGGCUCGUGCGGCUCGAAAAGGUGGAGGGCACGAGAGCGAAGCUGGGUCGAAUGUUCCUCGGCAACAAGAGCGGCUUUACAGUUCGAGAUGGAUUCGACUAUUGGCCCGAAAUGGUGGAGAGGGCCGUGGAGGGAAACUCGGAGCCUUUCCUCGGAGGCAUGGAUGAGAUAAGGAAGCCUGAGGUAGAAACAAAGAGGGUUGAGGAUGAGAUGAGGAAGCCUGAAGAAGAUGAAAGUGCCGAGUUUGACGCAAUAGUGGAGGAACUGGGAUACGACUUUGAAGUGGUAGGAUAAAACAACCUGGAACAUGGGAAAAUUUUAUCCAGUAUCGCAGUUCUGUUAUCCAGCUGCUGCUACUGCUGCUGGAUAGCUUUCCCCUGAAAGAACCAGACGGCUUUGGCCUUGCAUAAACUCAUUUAGCGUUACGAAACUCAUGAUUACGUUACGGAAAGCAUUGAAGCACGCGAAAUAGCGGCAUCUGAGCUGGACUGAGACCUAAGAUCUAGUGGUUUUAGCCAGUGAAAUUAUAUUCUAAUAGUUAUAGCUAGAAAAAUGAUAUUUAGCUAAGGACAUUUGAUUUCUUCAUGCAA
Trichoderma atroviride IMI 206040 is the source of this 1491-nucleotide messenger RNA. RefSeq lists its product as uncharacterized. The record is from RefSeq and is a predicted model, not a curated record. NCBI's taxonomy places the organism in Eukaryota, Fungi, Ascomycota, Sordariomycetes, Hypocreales, Hypocreaceae.